UCCGUCUCAGUUUAUCUCACGGACUGUGUCUGCAAUGCGUUAUCUCUCUCCCCAAAGAUUACACAGUUUUCCGAACGAAUUCGUGACCGACUCGACGGAGCAGCGCCGAUUUUCCUCCGUAAGUCAAACCUUCAGCGGGCAAACUGCAGGAGUGAGGUUUUAAUUCACAACUCUGGGCGCAAUCUCUGCUCCGAGUGCAGGAAGAGCCAGACGGAUCAUAAACAGCUUGCUGCUGGGAUUAUUCUGUAUUUUACACCGGCUGCUGGAGCUCACCCUGCUGUGGCCAUGAGUGCGUGCAGCAGAAAGGCCCUGACUUUGCUGAGCAGUGUCUUUGCAAUCAGUGGCCUGGGGCUGCUGGGAGUGGCAGUGAGCACCGACUACUGGCUCUACCUGGAGGAAGGAGUCAUUAUGCCUCUGAACCAGAGCACUGACAUCAAGACCUCGCUGCACUCUGGCCUCUGGAGAGUCUGCUUUCUGGCUGGUGAUGAGUCAGGUCGGUGCUUCACCAUCGAGUACAUCAUGCCAAUGAAUGUCCAGCUGACGUCAGAGUCCACAGUGAACGUGCUCAAGAUGAUCCGUUCAGCCACUCCGUUCCCUCUGGUCAGCCUCUUCUUCAUGUUCAUCGGUUUUGUCCUCAACAACAUCGGCCACGUCCGCCCUCACCGCACCAUCCUGGCAUUUGUCUCUGGAAUCUUCUUUAUCCUCUCAGGUCUGGCUUUGGUGGUGGGCCUGGUGCUGUACAUUUCCAGUAUAAAUGAUGAAAUGCUGAACAGGACGAAGAGCAGUGAGGCCUAUUUUGCCUAUAAGUACGGCUGGUCCUUUGCCUUUGCUGCCCUCUCCUUCCUGCUCACUGAGAGCGCCGGCGUCAUGUCGGUCUACCUGUUCAUGAAGCGCUACGCAGCAGAGGAGCUCUACCAGCCCCGCCAUCCCAGCUUCUACCGUCCUCGCCUCAGCAACUGCUCCGACCACUCUGGUCAAUUCCUCCACCCGGAGGCCUGGUCACGCGGACGGAGCCCCUCGGACAUCUCGAGUGAAGCUUCCCUUCAGAUGAGUACCAGCUACCCUGCUCUCCUCAAAUGUCCUGACUAUGAUCAGGUGUCCUCUUCGCCCUGCUGAGGGGCGGUUAUUAACCUACCAGUUAAUAAAGAGUCACCGAGGCAUUGUCAAAAGGCCAGAGUUUAAGAUACAAGGUUGAUAUUUAACUGUGAGUUUGCACCAUUAUGACCGUGGUCAAGGGAUUUGGAAACCAGUCAUUUUCAGCAAG
This is a messenger RNA of Pelmatolapia mariae (spotted tilapia), 1264 nucleotides long. RefSeq names its product calcium channel, voltage-dependent, gamma subunit 5b (gene cacng5b). Gene Ontology annotation, molecular function: channel regulator activity; voltage-gated calcium channel activity. The transcript is spliced from 6 exons. NCBI's taxonomy places the organism in Eukaryota, Metazoa, Chordata, Actinopteri, Cichliformes, Cichlidae. The record is from RefSeq and is a predicted model, not a curated record. Gene Ontology annotation, cellular component: postsynaptic density membrane; AMPA glutamate receptor complex. The coding region runs from base 286 to 1116 and encodes 276 amino acids. Gene Ontology annotation, biological process: positive regulation of synaptic transmission, glutamatergic; neurotransmitter receptor transport, postsynaptic endosome to lysosome; postsynaptic neurotransmitter receptor diffusion trapping.